AUGGAUGAGGCCGAGGCACGGCGCAUCAUGGAUGAGGCCGAGGAGGGGCUCAUCGAUGGGCACGAGGACCUCUACGUCGACAAUGAGCCGGAUGAGGUUCACGUGCGGCCCAUCCCGCAGGAGCACAAGCGCCGCCGCCGUCAUGGCAAGGAGGCGCGCAAGCGCCACAAGCAGAAGCAGAAGGCAGCAAAGCGUGCCAAGGCGAAGGCCAAGGCCAAGGCCUUGGCGAAGGCCGGCUCCGGAAGCUCCUCCGGCAGCUCCUCCAGCAGCUCCUCCAGAAGCCGUGACGAGGAGCGCUUGCGGCUUGAGCACGAGAUCCGUGGCCAGCGGGUGCGCCCCAAGCCUGUGCUUGUGUAG
This is a messenger RNA of Symbiodinium sp. CCMP2592, 357 nucleotides long. Lineage: Eukaryota; Dinophyceae; Suessiales; Symbiodiniaceae. The record is from the annotation of a GenBank genome assembly.